Capsicum annuum is the source of this 639-nucleotide messenger RNA. RefSeq names its product histone H3.2-like. Gene Ontology annotation, cellular component: nucleosome. The record is from RefSeq and is a predicted model, not a curated record. NCBI's taxonomy places the organism in Eukaryota, Viridiplantae, Streptophyta, Magnoliopsida, Solanales, Solanaceae. Gene Ontology annotation, molecular function: DNA binding; structural constituent of chromatin; protein heterodimerization activity.
CGUACUAAGCAAACUGCUCGCAAAUCUACUGGCGGGAAGGCACCAAGGAAGCAACUAGCUACAAAGGCUGCCAGAAAAUCUGCUCCGGCGACUGGAGGAGUGAAAAAGCCUCACCGUUUCCGACCAGGAACUGUGGCUCUUAGAGAAAUCAGGAAGUAUCAGAAGUCGACUGAGUUGUUGAUCAGGAAGUUGCCCUUUCAGAGACUGGUGAGGGAGAUCGCUCAGGAUUUCAAGACGGAUCUGAGGUUCCAGAGCAGUGCUGUGGCUGCUCUGCAAGAGGCUGCUGAGGCAUACCUUGUUGGAGUGUUUGAAGAUACUAAUCUAUGUGCCAUUCACGCUAAGAGGGUCACGAUUAUGCCUAAGGAUAUUCAACUUGCUAGGAGAAUUCGUGGUGAAAGGGCUUAGGAAGUGGAAGAUUGUUACUGUUUUUCUGUUCGUUGUUGGAAAGUUAGGGUUAGUUUUCAAAUUUUAUUGUAGAGUUUAGCGGAAGCAAUGUCGUAACUGUUGGUUCUACUGGCCUUCUGGAAUCUGGUUAAUGGAAUUUGCACUUUGUUUUCUUCAAUCAAACAUCUUGCAAUUACAUUGACGUGUUAUUUGCUCACAAUUGAAGGUUGAACCUAUACUUGUUUUGAUUGGCUA